CUUUAAAACAGUGUGCAAUAGAAUAGCAUAACAUAUAAUAGAAUGGAAUUGAAAGGGAUCGAGGCGUACAACUUCAAAAUUCAUAUUUUACCCACCACCAGGCUGUAUAUAGAGUUAAUUUUAUACGCAAAUAUGUAUAUGUCAAUUCUUGACCUAAGUGAAGUUUACUGUUUUCUAUAUCCUGAGAGCAGAACGAAGCCGAGCGGAGCUCUCCGCGGUCCUGAAUUGCUGAUCUUAAACUAAGUGCGAGUCUGCAGUCGCAGUGAUCAUCCCUGAUUGUGGUCUAUGAAAACAAAAACACGGUCCCUCUAGAAUCAUUUGAGGCUCGUCUGGUCAUCUCUGUAUGUAAAUGUGUGAUACACACUAGAUGACAUGCUGACAUAAAUAUUGACGUUUCACUCCACUGAUCUGUACACGGUUACCACGUUUCGUUUCAUUUAGAGACAUUGAUAUACAUUACAUUAUAAAGAAUAAUACUGUAGUAAACAGGUUAUUAUUCUAUACAACAGGUUGCUAAUUGGAUGGAUUCCCCCCCAGGUCUAAAAGAAGUCGUGGACCCUGAAUCAGUCUGAGAAAAAUAUUCGUCGUGUAAUUCUUAUUCGAGAUCGCUUUUAUUAUAUGAUUAGGACCUUCCAUAUACCAUUGUCUCUGAUUAUUACAUGCUUAUACUUGGUGUAUGUGCGAGCACGCUAGAGCAGAGGCGUUUCUAAUUGCAUAGCAGCAGAGACAGUCGCACCACAGAAUUGCACUAUCUUCUCCUAGCAAACAGUCAGAAGAGCCUUUUCUUUUGGAAGCACAGACAUCGGAUGUGAUUAAGCGAAGGGUGGGUUUUCUCGCCUUUGAAACGAUUGCAAAGGAGGAGUUAAGACUCGCUAAGACUUGUUGAUGUCGGAGAUGCAUUGAUCUAUGGAGUGAAGUGAAAAGCUCGGGUGCCUUUUUUUCCUGUGGCGCGGGAGUUGAGCGUGCAUGCAAACUGUGCCUUUGCGUUGUGGAGAAAUGUGCGAUAAUAGGCGUGUUUUUAUCGUUUCUAUUAUGUGCUGACUGUUUUUUUUCAGACUGGACAUACAAUUCCGAACGCCUUAUUGCUUCUUCUACUCAUGGGAUCCUCUUAAGUUUAAUUUAUUUGUAUGCUGCUGUCAAACGAGACGUCAUCUCUACAGAGUCGGGUCAGUUGUGGUUAUGUUUUCUGUCCAGACCGCGAAAGUUGUGUUGUGGAAAAGGCAAAUACAGCCUACAUAUCUCAUUUGAAAAUCCGUGACUGGAAUACGAACAGUGGAUAUUUCGGAAAGGAUUCCUUUGAAGAAUUGCUUGGAAAUCAAGUGACUUCGUAAUACCCACUGUAACUGUCUUUUUUGUGCCGGCGUCGCUCUUAUCAUUGUGCACACAUAUCCCCCCACAUUCUGGACGCUGUCAGAAAGAAUAAACAUUUUCAGAAAAGUGUCGCGGAUCGAUGUUAAACUUGGUGAAUAUGUGAGCAGAGACGUUCUUGUCGCUAAGCUCCACCUGGGAGACGGGUGGACGUCCUUAUCCCCUGCCAUAAUCACAAGAAAAUCGCUUUUGUUUGUUUUGCGGUGAUCGACACCCGCGAGUGGACAACGCUGUCCAGGGUUCUGACUUCAGCGAACCGGAGGAGCAGCGGGAAAGGAAGAUUAGAAAGAUUUGGACUUGUCUAUAGACGGAGUAUUGUAUUUCUGAACAAAAUGGAACUGCAAAUAUCAUAGGCGUUGAUGCAAAUAAUCGAUAUGCAGGUAUGACAAAUAACCAGAUAUUCCUCUCGGAGCAUUUCUUUUUAACUGGGGGCAAACCGUGAUAUAAAUAUGAUUUUUUUAUCGACUGAACCUUACCACCGUUUGAACUGCUGAAGUAUGACAGCGCAAUGUCUUGUACUGUCGAUAAAAUGUAAUUACCGGACAGUAUAGAACAAUAUCAAUUAAUAUUCCUGACGGACCAAGGACUGGCCAUAAUCGCAAAAAUGGGACAGUAAUCAAAGUGCGCACACAAGCAGGGGUGUUUGUGUUGUCUGUGCUUUGUCUUCGGAGUUAAACACUUGUGUUCGAGACAUGGCAGCGGCUAUUGCCAGCGGUUUGAUCCGGCAAAAGAGACAGGCACGGGAGCAACAUAUAGACCGACCCGCUGUCAACAGGAGGAGAAAAAGCCCCAGCAAGAACAAGGGUCUCUGCAAUGGGAACCUGGUUGACAUCUUCUCCAAAGUGAGAAUCUUCGGCCUCAGAAAGCGAAGACUACGGCGACAAGAUCCCCAGCUCAAGGGUAUUGUGACCAGGUUAUAUUGCAGGCAGGGAUACUACUUGCAAAUGAACCCAGAUGGAUCUCUGGAUGGGACCAAGGAUGACAGCACUAAUUCUUCUUUGUUUAACCUCAUCCCUGUGGGUCUUCGAGUUGUCGCCAUUCAGUCGGUGAAGACAGGGUUAUACAUCGCCAUGAAUGGGGAAGGCCAUCUCUAUACAUCGGAACUCUUCACGGCGGAAUGCAAGUUCAAAGAGUCGGUGUUUGAAAACUACUACGUGAUCUACUCGUCCAUGCUGUACAGACAGCAGGAGUCGGGCCGAGCGUGGUUCCUGGGGCUUAACAAAGAUGGGCAGGCCAUGAAGGGGAAUCGAGUGAAGAAAACCAAACCAGCUGCUCACUUUCUACCCAAGCCAUUAGAAGUUGCUAUGUAUAGAGAGCCAUCGCUGCAUGACAUUGGGGAGACGCCGAAGCCUGCCGGCGUCCCGCCCAGCAAAAGCACAAACGAGCCUGCUGUAAUGAACGGGGGAAAGCCAGUCAGCAAACCCAACACCGCCGCUACCGCAGCAGCGACCACCGCUGCGGCUACCACCACCACCGCUACCCCAGCUGCCCCCGCACCUGGUCCUGCCCCUGCCCCAGCGCCCGCCCCCACGGCCACGGCCAUUGCUAAACCCACCACAUAGCCCGACCCCGACCGGAGCUGCUCUCACCCCGCUGGACACACGCCCCUCUCUCGUCUGUGGAUCAGAUCCAGACCUCCCCUCUCCUCUCCAGUCCUCUCCCCUCAUUCCCCUUCUCUCUCUCUCCUCCUCCUCCUCCUCCAUCCCCCCUCCUAACGCUCCGAUAAGUCCUCACACAGUGGCAGAUCCUUCAGAAAGCGCGGCCGAAGAAAAACCGUUGCACGACUGGACGAGACGACUGGAUGGAUAACCAGCGAAAAAAACAAAAACAAACUCUGACCAUGGAAUGCCCUACCAGAUAUGGAAUGCCUUUUUCAGAAAAAAAAUAAACAAACUAAAACAUUUUUUUUGUGUUGUGACUGUGACAACCCAUGAGAAGUGGGGGUGUUUCUCACCUCCGGCUCGUGGUGCGUUUGCCUGCUAACGGUCACACCGGAAUACCCUUUUAGGGGCCCAGGGUGGGCGUAUAAUCCAGAUCUAUUUUCUAUACCACAGUUGCACCAGCUAGGUCCUGGGCAGAUGCUGUACAGAUAUACUUAAGAGAGAGAAAGACAAAAAAAAAAAAAAUGCUAAACAAAAUGAAAAUUGACUGUCAUCCUCUAUUUUUUAUGAGUCUGUUACCGUCUCUUCUCUUUCUAUCUUGACACUGUAGUCUCUUUCUCUUUGUUGACGUACUUCAGAAAAUCUUUUUGCAGGGGCUAUGUGUGAUUUUCUAAAUACACAACUGCAUACUCACACAUGCACACACACACAAACACAUACACACUCACGAAACAGAUUUUAAAACACUAAGACAGUCACAAGACUACACAAAGAAACAUACACAGCUACACACACACACACACACACACACUCACACACACCUACACACACACACGUCCACUACAACAUGUAGGAUUAAGAUAUACCAGAGGUGGCUUGGUUCCAGGGAAUCCUUCAGGAAGACUGGAGGCAGACGACUGCAGACGGAGAGCAGACCUGUAGUCUCAGGCUCAGAGCCGUUGUCUUUACUCUCUUUCUUUUCUUCUUUUCCCUUUCAUUUGAUGUUUUGUUAAAUGUUUCUAAUGUCAGAUAAGGACACAACACAGUCGACGCGUGUAGGCAGGCAGCCAAUGGCCAGCUCAGACAAACAAGAAUGGUAUCCACACCUAGCGCGCAAUCAGAGCCGGGCGCUAAUGCUAACGCUAACGUGUGUGUCACAGGGGCAGAGGCCUGUGGAGUGGUACAUACAUAUCACUAUCCAAUUCCACCAAACGGGGACGUGCAGACGCCCAGCAAACCAAUAGGUUCUAUAUUGAAAGAAAUAAACCUGAAGUCUACUUUUCGUUAGUCUUGGUUUUUUAGAGCGUAGGCUCUAGGUAUAUCUAUAGGCCUUGUAGGCCUCUCGUUCUGGCCGGCCCUUCAUAUGCCGACUUCUCAGAACUAUGAAAUAUUUGGGGAAAGGGCCUCCAUAAGUUGUGCCCACAGCAGCCAGUCUACCAUAGAGUGUACGUACAGGUCAGGGGGAGGAAAUGGCAGAAUAUGAGCAGACCUCGUCAACACUGGCUGCAUCCCCCCCAUCCCACUUUGGUCAGCAAAAGCAUGGGCGAAAGGUUAGUAUUGGGUUCUUUUCUUGCAGCAGCAAUGCAAAAGAUGGGUAAUACUAUAGCAUUUUCACUAUAUAAAAAAGAAAUAAAAAUGAAAUAAAAAACAUAAGAUACAAAGAAAAUGAUUAUUUAAAAAAAAAUUAAACAAAAACAGAUUUGUAACGACCAGAUAUUGCGAGAUAUUAUGAAAGUUUUUUUUCCUAGCUCAGCAUGCGGAGUCCAGUACUACUCAUAUUGGUCUAUCAUGUGCCUGUGCGAAGCCUCGAAACCCAGCAUGCAAAAACACGUGCCCAGUCAGUCAGCGCUGGGUUACGCCCGGAUAAUGCCCGAAUCUGGCAAACGGAUCAGGGCCGGCCCCAUUCCUGAGAGAGCCAAUGUCUGGGGAGGUGCCUCAUCACCAGUCCAAAACACCCAAUGAGAAGACAGUAGCAUCAUCUUCAGAGCGCAACCAUAGCAACCCGAACCCAAACCACUCCAUUAACAAUCAUUGUUUCCUGUUCAAAGGGGGGUUGAAUCACAUCUGAGAAAUUACCAAAGUCUCUCUUCUCUCCCAGAGCCAUUAAACAUUCAAUUCCAGAGACAGCAGUAACCACAGCAGCCACUGACACUCACAUAAUCCGUAUAGUUUUUCGUUUCUUUCGUCUCCACUUCGUUCACUCAUUGUAACUGUCGUUCACUCUCUGUGACUGUUGUUCACUAUCAACAGAGAGUGAAUUCUAUGUCCCUCCUCUAUACCAAACACCACAAGGUCUGAUUGAUGUCACUUAGAUAUCGUUCCAUGUUUUUAGACAGAGAAAGGGUACCUAUAGUUAUCCACUUGCAUGCUCUUACCUUGAGGACCAAAGUAUUGGGAAAUAAUGAUAUAGAAAUGAAUAUUAGUGACGAGUUACAUAGGUCAGCAUUGAAUUGGCAUGUUCAUGCAAGUUUCUCUCAUACAAUACUGCUAUGAAUCUGACUCAUUGCACUUUCAGUUUGGAGUCAUCUUGUGCUCAUUGAUCCACAUUGAUCAUUGAUCCUCAAUAGCGAUUUAUCAAGGAUUCGAUCAACAAAUUUAGUAGAAAACCUGUCUUGCUUUGACAAUUUCUCAUAGUUUUAAUGAGUAAGAUUUAUAAUGUUAUUAUGUAGAAUGAGGCUAUGUUGCUAAAUUACUAAAUAUAUUAUGACAUUCAUUUGAAGACUAUAAUUUCUGGAAUUUAUUGGAUUAAUGAGCUAGUUUCUUAUUAGGGACAUGAUGAAGCACAUUAGUUAGACUUAAACAUUUGACUGUACAAAAGCUACUUUUACGCUACGAUAGCAACGCAGUUCUAUACAUGAAGAAAAAAAAAAGCUUGACAUUUUGAUUCUGUUUGGGGCUGACAUCUCACUUCCACAUAGAAUUUCUAAAAAAGAAGAAAAAUGAAACCACUUUGACAAAGAACUCUACAUGCUGGGCUACCCUUGCCCUGCUAACCAGAUAACUGCUCUUUAUGAAGGUUACAUUUAUUUUUGUAAAUGACUGGUGUGCAAAUGUUUCAUCCUUGUUGUUUACCUCCUCUGCCCACACUGUUUUUUUUUUAAGUCUGUUAUUUUCCAAGCAGGUCGUCUGUGUUGUUAUCCUGUUAUGGAGCUAUCAUUGAACAAUUUUGACUGUCGUUUCUCUUUUAUUGUCAUCCUUCAUUCUCUUUCUUGGUCUUGCUCUUUCUCUGUCUCUCUCCUGUGUUAUUUUUUCUCAUAGCUGAAGUGGGUGUGUUGUCAGUGUUAUUUUUUUUUUUCAUUUCUGUUUCUCUGUUGUUCUCAUCAGUUGCAUGGAAAGGGGACGGCUUUCAAGAACUGCAUGUAGUAGGCUAUGUGUAUCAAGAACUGUUGGUAUGUACUGCUCAUUUUACAUACAUAUAUGCAAAGAGUUUGUCUGCACUGUACAGAUUAUGUUUGUUGUAUAAACAGAUACAACAUAUUGAAUAAAACAUUUAUAUAAAGGUG
Molecule: messenger RNA, 6472 nt
Organism: Clupea harengus (Atlantic herring)
Lineage: Eukaryota; Metazoa; Chordata; Actinopteri; Clupeiformes; Clupeidae
Gene: fgf14
Product: fibroblast growth factor 14
Molecular function (GO): growth factor activity
Source: RefSeq, a predicted model, not a curated record